Molecule: messenger RNA, 2847 nt
Organism: Xiphophorus hellerii (green swordtail)
Lineage: Eukaryota; Metazoa; Chordata; Actinopteri; Cyprinodontiformes; Poeciliidae
Product: kazrin-like
Exons: 6
Coding region: 110-466 (118 amino acids)
Molecular function (GO): protein binding
Source: RefSeq, a predicted model, not a curated record
GUCUUACUGGGACUAACGGAUGAAGACCUGGAGCUGGGUUUGGGCGUCAACAGUUUAAUGCACCGCCGGAAACUUCGCCUGGCCAUAGAGGAUUACAGAGAGGCUGAGAAUGGCAAAGAGCUGUCAAAGGCCUGCAGAUUUGGACCACCACUGGGUGGCCAAGGCCUGGUUAAGUGACGUGGGGCUGCCUCAGUACUCCCAGGCUUUUCACACUCACCUGGUGGACGGGCGGAUGCUGAACUCCCUGACCCGCCGUGACCUAGAACGUCACCUCAAUAUCACCAAGAAGUUCCAUCAGGUCAGCCUGUUGCUGGGCAUCGAACUGCUGCAGUCGCUCGACUUCAACAAAGAGGUGCUGCAGGCUCGUCGGACACAGUGUGAGCACCAGAAUGAGGAUCCGCUCGUAUGGACGUCUCAUCGCGUCACAAAAUGGAUCAAAGAUAUUGACCUCAAGGAAUACUGCUGACAGCCUCCUCAGUAGUGGAGUUCAUGGAGCUGUUAUGAUGCUUGACCCGUCUUUCAACACUGACUCAAUGGCUACAGCACUGGGAAUUCCCAGCAACAAACACAUGGUCCGGCGACAUCUUGAUGAGGAGAUGAUGGCACUGAUCGGCUCAGCCAGAGCAAAUACACAGCAAAGCUAUGAUCUUUCAGGUGCGGUAACGCCACCUACGCUGCUUCGGCAGAACUCUCUGACCAGACCUCCCAGCUCUAACACCCGACACACGGAUGACUGAGGGUUCUUUAAGAAGGAGGGCUGUGAAGCCUCCAAUAGGGCUCAGCCCCAAAAAGCGGGGUGGGCGGGACCUGAGUUGCCAUAGCAGUUUUGGCUCCUUACCACUGGAAGUUCGAGAUCACACUCCCUCCAGAUCCGAAGGAAGCCCAAUCCGAGGAUACUCAAGCAUCGAGAUCACAAACGUGUGAUGGCAAUAGAGCUGAAAAUGCAGUGAAUACUCUGCUACAUAUACAGGACAGAUUGCACUUUGAAUAAAAGAGUAUGUUUGUUUUUUUCUUGAUUUAAGUAAAUUGUGCACAAGCAAUUAUUUGCUGGUUUGGACUGUCACUUUUUCUUUUGCUCUAAUGUCAGAGAACUGACAGACUUAUUUUUCUAUUAUGUGUAUUAAUGUUUCUUGGUGGUUUGCUUAUGUUGACUAACACUUACAGUCAAACCGAUUAUUCUACCCAAAGAAUUGACUCUUUGUAUUAUACAGGCUACUUAAAGAUUAAAAAAAGAAAAGGAUUACGGUGUUAAAUGCUCUUGUUUCAUCCUGUUCUCUCCAUUGUGACACCUUCUUAAUGUGGUGGACAGUUGAGAAAAAUCUAAAUAAAAUUUGUAAGUUUUUAUGUGUAAAAUUUUUUAUGUACAAUUACACCAUUGUGUCUGAAGAAAUGUAGCACCUCCUUUGGAGAUCUAUCCCGUGCAGUAAAUAUUACAAUGCCAACAAAAGAUGUGUGCUGUAAUAAAAUGAAAUGAAAGUUUUGAAAAUGAAAGGAUAAAGAAUGCUUGUGAUCAAAUAAAGAUCAUAAUUCAAAUACAUCUGGACCAGUGAAAGUAAUUUUUCAAAUAAUACAAAAAAAAAACAGAUGUUUCUCAAAGACACAAUGAGAUGAAACUAUAUUUCCCUUGCAAUGUUAUUGAUGAAGUAAUAUCGUCCUUCAGAUGAUGGGAGAUUAAACAGGAUGGGACCAUCAUCUGUUAUUGUUUGACAACCAAGAGGCAGGAGGAGUUAACAAAGAAAUCGAAAGUUUUGUUUAAGCUAAAGCUUUUGAAUCUUGUCAAUGAGUAAUUAAAAGAGUACUUGACCUUAAACACUAUUUAUCUGGUAUUACAUCUUUGAAGAUCUUUCACAUUGUAGGUCACAACUUAAUGAUAAAGAGAGUAUCUUAUAGAUGAGUUCCAGAGCACUCACAUUUUCUCCAACACUAUUUUUUUAAUCUGAAUGUUGUUGAUACAUUUGUUUUUCUGGUAGCACACAAGAAGUGGUACUUCCCAAACUCAAAAAAGCUUUCAGUACUGUACAAAAUUCACUUGGCAACUUAUAAUCUGCUUUGAAUCCAGUCACAUUCAAUUUUUAAACUCAAGAUCAAAGCUGAUAAGUUGCAUACCUAUAACAAUCUUGCUGGAUUGGGGAUUUUCUCUUAGGCUAAAUAUCUUUGUAUUCUAAUUGACAAAAGGCUCAUAUUUAGACCAAACAGUGGCCUUUAUUUUGCAAUAAAUGUUGUUUCUGCAACCUUUCACCCAUUUUGCUUUAUGGGGAAGUUGUAUGCAUGCCUACAUAUUUCCUUUAAGAGACUGUAUAUGGUUGACUUAGUAUGUCAUGGUACUCUGAGUUUUAAAACAAGUCUCAAAGUGCCACUGUUUUGAUAUGAGAGGGUAUAUUACUCUCCUCUGUCAACCAGAAGACUAAACCAAUACUAUAUAAUAAUUCAUAAAGCAAUUAUUAGAAUUCUGUAUAGUUACCUGCUAAGUUAUAUCAACUAAAACACUCCUUAUGCUCACAGAACAUUUAUCCUUUCGAAGUCCCAUUGACCUGGAUUGAAUUGGAGAAGUGGUCUUGUCAACAUGCAGCUCUAUCUGCCUGGAAUUAGUCGCAGAAUGUCUUAAAUUUCCAAGAGCUGGUCUCUCUGAACACUUUUAAGUUCUUAAAGAACCUUGAAAGUAAUACAUUCUGAUGCAGAUGCUUCUCAAACCUGAUUGUACUCUUUGUUGUACACUUUAAUGUUUAAGUUUUUGUGUGUGAAACUGUCCCUGUGCUGCUGUUUGGCCAUGCAUCUCUUGUAAUAUAGAUUUUUAAUCUCAAUGAGAUUAAUGUUUUCUGGUGAAAUAAAGGUGAAAUGAGAAAUCAG